This is a messenger RNA of Hyaloperonospora brassicae, 456 nucleotides long. The record is from the annotation of a GenBank genome assembly. NCBI's taxonomy places the organism in Eukaryota, Oomycota, Peronosporomycetes, Peronosporales, Peronosporaceae.
AUGACGGAAAUAGACUCGACAGCAACCGCAUCGGUGUUCCUACCGCCUCCUCUCAACGCACUGUUGGCACCUGUGGCGGGCAGCACUGGCAUUAGUGGCGGCCGUCUUAGUUUGCAUCGCAUACCACCCGGAUACGAAGGAGGUGAAGCACUUACCACUUCACCGUUUCCUGUCACUGCUACCUUCACAACUCCAGUGCAGUCCGACGCCUUCGUGAACGACACGGCGAGGGAGAAGUCUACGACAAAAGACUCGAGUGCUAUCAACAGUGACGACCUCCCGCUUCUUCAGCCGAAGGGAGGACAGGCCAAGCGAGACGGUCUUGCUCUCGAUCGAGCUACAUCUGAUGUCUCGGCAGCAAGUUCGGUGACUGAUUCCAGCGUCUCGAUGGACUACGAAAACAUGAACAGCUUUCUCGACAGCGUAGCACUCGAACUCGACGACAUCAUGGAGUGA